AGAGAGAGAGAGAGAGAGAGAUGACAAACACAACUCAAGAGUCCAAAGAUCUGCUGGGGAAGAGGGAAGCUGCUGAUGAAUUACAGCUAAAUUAUAGAAUUAUUUGAAAAAUUCAACCUGUUUGUGGCGACACAGAGAUUCAUAGCGCCAGAUUACAGUGACAGGGACAGGUUUGAAACGGACCUGACUCCGCGUCUGUGCAUCUGUGCGCGCGGCUGCCGAGGGUGACCGGGUUGGGUCUGAGCCAUGGACCCGCUGCUGCCCAUGGAGAGCGAGCGAGACGCGGACAAGGACGCGAAGAGGAAGAUCCAGUUCUCGGUGCCGUCCGCCGUGCCCACUCAGCUGGACCCACGGCAGGUGGAGAUGAUUCGACGGCGAAGGCCGACACCAGCUACACUCUUCAGAAUGACAGAUCCACCUUCGCCAGAGGAAGACUCCAGCCCACACCAGUGGGUUAUAGGAGAAAAUGGAGCCUUGAAAGCCAAACUGGUUCACGCGUCCACCUACCAGCCGCCCUCACUCAAAGCUGUGCAGAGGAUGGCUCAGGCUCACCUGGCCUCCCUGGCUUCUCUGGACAUGACCUCUGUGGACAAAGAGGACUCCUCCUCUGGAGAGGAAGAGAAAGAAGGUGAGAGAAAGAUCCAGCAGCAGACAGACUCAGCGACAGAUCUAAGUGGCGAAAAACAACCACUCAGAGAUCAAUGUCCCCUGUCAGACAUUUCAUCAGUACAUUCUGAUCUCAGCUGCCGUCACCACGGAGACGAAGGGGAGGCCAAAUGAAGAGAGGAUGGAAAGGGAGCUUGACAAAGGAAGACUGUUCUGACUGAGUGUUGCUGUUAGGGAGGAUGCAACCUGCACAGCACGUGUGUGUGCGUGCAUGGAUGUGUGUGUGUGAGUGUGUGUAUGUGACUGUGUACAUGGAUGUUAGGAAAACCUGAAUGUGGGAAAGAAGGAGAGGCUUUGAGAAAAGUCAGAAGGGUAUUAAGCAGCUGUGAAGAAGAGUUUAUAUGAAAUCAUGUCUCAGUUGGGAAAAGACUAAAUUCCUGUUGGCGAAGGAUAUUGCACUGGAGAUCUGCCAGGAAUUGCGGGAUUUCUCUCGAGCAAAAAAAAAAAAGAGCUGCUGUCAGUGAAAUACUUCAGUUAAAUUCUCUAUAUCGCUGACUUAGAGUGGACUCUCUGUCUUAAGGCUGUGGCAGUAAAUGUUCAGAGAAACGUUUUAUUCAAUCAGGAGUCCACAAAGAGGCAGUUCCUCCUCUCUGCUCAGGAGGUUUAGGCUGUUUCUCAGUGAAUAAAUCCCCACUACCACCGUAUGUGUUCACUAGGUGAUGUCAGUAAGACGGAGAGGAAUGCUAAUGGCAGCAAGACACAGGAAGUUAGCCAGGAGAAAUGUACAAUGGGCAGGAUUGUGUGUGU
Solea solea (common sole) is the source of this 1413-nucleotide messenger RNA. Its product is annotated as protein phosphatase 1 regulatory subunit 1B-like. The record is from RefSeq and is a predicted model, not a curated record. The transcript is spliced from 5 exons. Gene Ontology annotation, molecular function: protein phosphatase inhibitor activity. Gene Ontology annotation, biological process: intracellular signal transduction. NCBI's taxonomy places the organism in Eukaryota, Metazoa, Chordata, Actinopteri, Pleuronectiformes, Soleidae. The coding region runs from base 247 to 780 and encodes 177 amino acids. Gene Ontology annotation, cellular component: cytoplasm.